Molecule: messenger RNA, 2925 nt
Organism: Coccomyxa subellipsoidea C-169
Lineage: Eukaryota; Viridiplantae; Chlorophyta; Trebouxiophyceae; Coccomyxaceae
Product: kinase-like protein
Exons: 19
Coding region: 1-2754 (917 amino acids)
Biological process (GO): mitotic DNA damage checkpoint signaling; protein phosphorylation
Cellular component (GO): nucleus; cytoplasm
Molecular function (GO): ATP binding; protein serine/threonine kinase activity
Source: RefSeq, a predicted model, not a curated record
AUGGCAAUACAGGAAUCAGCACAAAGCAGACGCAGCAGCACAAAGGAUUUCCAAGACAGCUGGGCCUCGGGCCAAGGUAUUUUCCCAGAAAAGAAGGUCUUGACGGAGGAUGGCUAUGAGCAGACCUGGGGUGUCAAUGUCUUGGCGCCCUUCUUGCUGACAUCUCUCCUCAUAGACUCUGUCAAGGAGCGCAUCGUGAAUGUGAGUUCAAUCUCAGCCGGCAGCCGCAUCGACUUUGACAACCUCAAUCAGGAGAAGGGCUUCAGUGCGCACAAUGCAUACUCCCUGUCCAAGCUGGCAAUGAUGAUGUUCAACACCGAGCUGGCUGCGCGCGUGUCUCCGCCACCCACAGCCAACUGCUUGGACCCUGGCACAGUAAACACCAAGAUGCUGAUCCAAGGUUGGGGCCCAUGUGGCAUCGACAUUGAGGAUGCAAACCACGAGCUGUACCUGGCAACCAGUCCUGAUCUGGCAAAUACCACUGGGAAAUACUUUAUGGAAGACCGGGCCGUCUGUGUAGAGCAGUGGCUUGACAGAGCUCGCACCAGCUCGGGGUUCUAUGCUGUCUAUGAUGGCCACAAUGGCAAUCUGGCAGCCCAGACCCUCAGCACGCGCCUGCAUGAAGCAGUCUUUGAUUUUCUGGCAGACCUGCCAAGAUUGCAGGGCGAGCUGGCGGUGUCCAGAUCAGUGGGGGAUCUGCAGUAUAGGCCAUUUGGGCUGACAGCAGAGCCGGAGUUCAGCAAGUGGCAUGAGGCUGGCCCAGGAGAUAAGUGGCUCAUCCUGGCAUCAGACGGCGUCUUUGAGAGCCUGACCGAGGACCAGAUCUGUGACAUUGCUGCUGCCACACUGGCGGGGGAGCAGCAUGCAUUGACACUUUCAGGCCCGCGCAAGGCUAUUCCACUGCCUCCUGUGGUCGCCCCUCCAGUGGUCCCUUCACAUGCAGAGCACCCAGUGGCACAGGCACACCACGCAUCCGACCAGGGAGUCUGCCUGUGCCAGUCAGACGCAUGCCGGGAAGCUCAAUCACAUGGCUCCUGCGCAGCAGCCCCGGCUGAAUAUAGCAUUAUUGAGGACGGGCUAGGCGAUGCAGCCGAUGCAAUGAUUCCUGUUCCUCGGCGCAGCACAAUCGCGGCAACAUCCUCCUUGAUGGAUGUGAAGGGCGUGCCACAGCACUACGAGCUUAAGGAGCUCCUGGCACUCGUGCCCAGGUACCGAACUCCCAGCGACGACGCUGCAGCGUCUGUUGCGCGUCCCAGUCUGAGCAGUGGCAGUGACCAGCACGGCUUGGCUACAGGACAGCAGACAAUUCCCCUGGCCGGCAGUGAUGAGGCGUCAUGUGGCCCUGGGGAUAAAGAAGCAGCGACCCAGAUCCGAUGGGCGCUGCACACCGGGCAGCUGCAGCUUGCGCCGGCUGCCGCAGAGCUGGUGCAGGGCCUCGCAUCGCUGCCACUGCAGCCAGCGGGGUCAGAACAAAGUGCAGAGAUGGGCUGGGCACUGGCAGAGGAUGAGAGGCCAAACCAGGGCAGCGGUAUGGGCGCCACACAUGACUACAUGCUGGAGCCCCAAAGAUUUGCGCAGGGCGGCUUUGGAGAGGUCUGGAGGGCUGAGCUGCGCACCGACCACAAAGGGGCGGGCAUAUGUGAUGAGGGUGGUGCAUUUGUGCUGAAGCACAUCCUGGUGGACAAGGGGAGCGAGGCACACCUCAGUGGCUUGAGGGAAGCCUACUUUGGCCAGCUGCUGCAAGGCCCCCAGCAUGUGCAGUCCGUGCAGGGCGCGGACAAUGGCCGUGAUCACAUCACCCGCUAUGUCGAGGUUCUGAUGGAUGAUGCGGAUUUGUGGCUGGUCUUCUGUGACGAGGGAAUCUCCUUGCACUCCCUGAUCUAUAGCAGCAGGCAGCCCAACAUAGGGGAAGGUGGGCCAAAGCUGCUGGAGCCCAGCAAGUGGUGGUGGGCCAUGCGGACAGAGCCCCACGGAGAAUCCAUGCUGAGGGACAUCCUGAGGCAGACACUGCUGGCUCUAGAGACCCUGCAUGCUGCCAAUGUCACCCACAGGGACGUGAAGCCAGAGAACCUGCUCCUGCAGCCUGGCAGGGAAGGGAGGGAGCCCAGCGUGCACCUGCGCCUGAUAGAUUUUGGCAGCGCCAUUGAUGCACACAGCGUGCGGCAGCUGUACGGGGCGCAGGGACCCUCCAUCAAUGAGCAGACCCAGGAAUACGCGCCGCCAGAGGCGCUUCUGGGAAGGUACUGGUCUGGGCAGCCUGUGCUCAAGCGCACGUGGCCGUAUGACAUGUGGAGCCUGGCAGUCUCCUGGCUGGAGCUAGUUCUUGGCACACGCCAUGUGUUCCAGGUUGAUGCCAGAACGCGAGCGAGGCUGUACCAGAAAGUCAACCUGGAUGCUAUGUCUGAUGAAGAAAAAAAACUGGCCUUCUGGCUUCGGGGACUGAUGGAGCUUUGCAUCUACCCUCCACGUCCAACCACACAGGCAUCACCAGGCGGUGGAAAGAGCCUGCCACUGCCUUGGAGUUGCACAGACCAGGCACUGUUGGACGUGGUAAAGCAGCGAGACCCUUCAGGCAAAGGAUUGCCAAGUGUUCAGGCACUGCGCCUCCUAAUGUCUCUCCUGCACUGGAACCCUGCUUCCCGUCCCACUCCUCAGCAGGCACUCAGGCAUGCUUUCUUCACCAUGCCGCUCAUCCAACAGGACGUGGGCGUGCCCACAUGCAGCGAUGAUCGCUUGCAGCCUGGUUGGUGUUGAAGGGUAUCUUUCUACCUCGAGCCUUGGCAUCGAGAGCUUGACUUCCAUGGUCAAGGUCUUUGAUUGUGUGGGCGUUGGUUCACUCGGCAAGUUUUACAUCAUGUACUGUAAGUUGGAUGGUGGAUGGAGAUACAGUCUAAUGAAGGAUCUUGAUGUAAAGAGAUGGACUUA